Pochonia chlamydosporia 170 is the source of this 762-nucleotide messenger RNA. RefSeq names its product DDE superfamily endonuclease, CENP-B-like protein. The coding region runs from base 1 to 762 and encodes 253 amino acids. The transcript has 2 exons. Lineage: Eukaryota; Fungi; Ascomycota; Sordariomycetes; Hypocreales; Clavicipitaceae. The record is from RefSeq and is a predicted model, not a curated record.
AUGUGGCCCCAAUUUGAUAAAUUACCGUUAGAGCUGAGGAAGGAAAUAUGGAAGUACGCGACUCCCCCACAAAUUGUCCAGGUCCACAUUACAACACAAAAUAACCUGCAUGGUGGUGGCUUCCACCGUGCAGUGAGGCGUUCUACACAAACAAAGAAACGAGGAAAUGUCAGACCGUUGAAUCUUCCCUUGACACGUUUCCUCAAAACAGUUUCGAGAUCAAAAUACCCCAGCAACUUACCCUAUGUCCCAGGCGCUGAUGUGAUCUAUUUUACCGGCCCCUGUGGAGGGUUCUUCGACGUAUUUGCCGCUACCUAUCCUAACCUUUCACUCCCAUCAGUUGCUAUUCAAGCCUCGACUGGGGAGAUUGAGAACAACUUGCAACUGGAGUAUAUCUGCAAAACCUUCCCGUAUCUGAAAGAGAUCUUGGUGUUAACACGGCUAUCUGACACGACUACCGAACAACUCGAGGCGGCCAGAGAUAAAUGCCGCACGAAACUCCGAAAAAGGGGAGAUGCAUGCCUCUCAUUGAUGCAGAAUUGCCUGGUAGCGGAGGUUGUGAUUCAUCAACAAGUUAAUAUUUACUUUGGAGAAGAUGCCGGAACCGGGCCAGAUAGUCCAAUUGAGGUUUAUGGACAGGUUGGAACGAGCCCUCCCGCUUCCUACAGUAUUCUCUUGAAAAACAAACAGGGCAAAAUUAGUGAGGAAGAAAAUAUCAGGGUGGGAUUCGCGUUUCUUCGGGCGGGUAUUCGCCGCCCUUGA